AUGUCGGAAUACCAGCGCGCAAAGGCCCGACUAAAUUGGGAGCGCGAGAGCACGCUGAACGCGCGCCAACUACAGCUGCAAGCGCAACAACAACAGCAGCAGCAGCUGCUAGAUGCACCUCCAGACUCCGCUGACCUUCCCGAGCCGGCCGCUACAACCACGGCCAGCACGGUCGACUCCUCGGCUGCGGAAGCUGGGGAGAUGGACACUACAGCGGCCUCGCGAAAGCGGGGACGUGACGAUGACCCUUUGGAAUGCCCGCGCAAGCAGCCAACCGAAGACGCAACAGCAGCAGACACACCCGACGGUUCCCCCUCGACGCGGGACGACGCGGCGUGCGUUGCUGCACCCCCCACUGCUCCCCUACCGUCUGAGACCACCGGCGAUCGCGUGGCUGCUACCCCUGCGGCCCCCUUCAAGAUCGCCGGCGGGAAAAGGCGCCGAGGACAGCGGAAAACACGCUCCAAGCGCCGGCGGAAGCAGCGCGAGUUCGAGCCAUCAACAGCAGUGGCCCCGGCAGCUCCGAGGCCCGCAAACACCACGGUCACCGCGCCGCACCCACCGCCUGCCGAGGAAGACUUCGUGACGGUCGUCUCCAAGGCAGCGCAGCGGAGGGCGAAGGCGCUGGCGGCCGCUGCAAUUGCGACUGAUCCGGCAGUCGCGGGGACUGUUUUGUACCGUCCCUCAGCCCCUGGCGGUACCUUCAAGGCAUCGCCACGCCUGACUCUCGCGGCGGCGUUUGCUACGCGGCCUCAUGUCAUGGCGGUGCGCAUCAACCACUGCCGCAACAUCGUGGCUGCAGACGCAUCGACGCAGCCGUCUUUGUCAGAGCUCCUAACCAUCAAGGAGCUCAACGGCGUUCCCGUCACCGCCAGGGUGCCUGCGGAUCGGCGCACGAGCGUCGGCCUCUUGCACGGCGUUGACGUCGAGCCCUCGGACAAGCAGCUGCUUGAGGGCAUCACAUCGACGGUCGCGGUGGUUGCGGCGACCAGGCAGGGCAGCACGGUGCGGCUGUAG
This is a messenger RNA of Rhipicephalus sanguineus (brown dog tick), 1017 nucleotides long. RefSeq lists its product as uncharacterized. The transcript has a single exon. The coding region runs from base 1 to 1017 and encodes 338 amino acids. NCBI's taxonomy places the organism in Eukaryota, Metazoa, Arthropoda, Arachnida, Ixodida, Ixodidae. The record is from RefSeq and is a predicted model, not a curated record.